UACGAAGUAACGGAGAGCUACUUGUACGUCCCACACUGCCACUCCCACAUUUCACAUCCUCUAUCCUGCUGUCCCAACUCCCAACCGGCAACCGGAGCUCUUGAAGGAGAAACGUUUCGAAGUUCAACUUUUCUGACUUCAGAGGCCGCUUGGAGCAGAUCAUGAGCGAAUCGGAGGACAUGAAUUUCAUCUACAAGAACUCAAAAGCACCAAUCGAAGCCCGAGUGAACGACCUCCUCUCCCGAAUGACCUUGAAAGAGAAGGUUGGUCAGAUAGCUCAGAUAGAGCGCCGUGUCGCAACUCCCUCUGCACUUAAAGAUUUUGGCGUAGGGAGUGUACUUAAUGUUGGAGGUAGCAUGCCCUUUGAGAACGCUCUGUCAUCGGAUUGGGCUGAUAUGGUUGAUGGGUUCCAGAAGUUGGCCCUUGAAUCGCGACUGGAAAUACCCAUUAUUUACGGGACUGAUGCAGUUCACGGUAACAAUGGUGUCUAUGGUACCACCAUAUUCCCUCACAAUGUCGGCCUUGGAGCCACUAGAGAUGCAGAUUUGGCAAAAAGGAUAGGGGUUGCAACAGCUCUCGAAGUAAGGGCAUGUGGCAUUCAGUAUGUUUUUGCUCCUUGUGUGGCUGUAUGCAGAGAUCCAAGAUGGGGAAGAUGCUAUGAAAGCUAUAGUGAAGACACUGACAUCGUUAGAAAAAUGACUUCUAUUGUAACAGGAUUGCAGGGACAGCCACUUGAAGGGCACCCAAAAGGCUACCCUUUUGUAGCAGGAAGAGACAAGGUAAUUGCAUGUGCCAAGCAUUUUGUUGGAGAUGGGGGUACUGACAGAGGUAUAAAUGAGGGAAAUACCAUAUCUUCAUUUGAAGAGCUGGAGAAGAUCCAUAUGGCACCUUAUCUAGACUGUAUAUCUCAGGGAGUUUCCACUAUCAUGGUAUCUUAUUCUAGUUGGAAUGGUCGGAAACUGCACUCCGACCAUUUUCUCCUGACAGAAGUUUUAAAAGACAAGCUAGGAUUUAAGGGUUUUGUGAUUUCUGACUGGGAAGGACUUGACAGACUUACCCAACCCCAUGGUUCAAACUAUCGUUACUGCAUCUCUGCAGCUAUUAAUGCUGGCAUUGACAUGGUGAUGGUGGCCUUUAGGUAUGAACAAUUUAUUGAGGAUUUAAUGUUUCUGGUACAAUCAGGGGAGAUACCAAUGGCCAGAAUUGAUGAUGCUGUUGAGCGUAUACUUCGAGUGAAGUUCGUUGCAGGUGUCUUUGAACAUCCAUUUGCAGAUAGAUCUUUGCUAGAUUUAGUAGGUUGCAAGCUGCACAGAGAACUAGCACGUGAAGCAGUUCGCAAGUCCUUGGUUCUGUUAAAAAAUGGAAGGAACCCAAACAAGCAGUUAAUUCCAUUAGACAGAAAUGCCAAAAAAGUUCUUGUUGCUGGAACACAUGCUGAUAACCUAGGAUAUCAGUGUGGAGGGUGGACUAUAGCUUGGCAUGGGAACGGUGGCAGGAUAACAAUUGGAACAACAAUGUUGGAUGCCAUAAAAGAAGCCGUGGGAGAUAAAACUGAAGUGAUUUACGAGAAAUAUCCAUCACCUGACACCUUGGCAAGUCAUGAUUUUUCCUAUGCUAUUGUUGUCGUCGGGGAAAGUCCAUAUGCUGAAGAGACUGGGGACAAUGCAGAGCUUUCAAUCCCCUUCAAUGGAACUGAAGUGAUAAGCUCUGUGGCUGAUAGAAUACCCACAUUGGCAAUAUUGAUAUCUGGAAGAGCCUUAAUUCUGGAGCCACGGGUUUUGGACAAGGUAGAUUCUUUGAUUGCUGCAUGGUUUCCUGGAACUGAAGCUGCAGGAAUUACAGAUGUUAUAUUUGGAGAUUACGACUUUGAGGGCCGGCUGCCUGUGACAUGGUUUAGAAAGGUUGAACAGGUGCCUAUACAUGCAGGACAAAAUUCAUCUGAUCCUUUAUUCCCUCUUGGUUUUGGCUUGGCAUUCAAAAAGGAUAAAUCCUCAGAUUGCAUACCCCUAAAGAACAAGGCUGGCGAGUUCCAUGUCACUGGAACCAAUGUUGAGCGCACGCAUAUAGCUGAAUGUCCUUCCAGUUCAUCAAUAAAGCUGGCUUCAAGUCAUUGUUAGGUCCUGUACUAUAUGUAAUGUUAAGAAUGUAUGUAAAUUUACAUUACUGAUCUCUUGUCAGAAGAAUGUAAUAAUUUCAAAAUAUCGAAUCUUAUCCGUUCGAAAAGUAGAUGAUUUGCA
This is a messenger RNA of Tripterygium wilfordii, 2237 nucleotides long. RefSeq names its product beta-glucosidase BoGH3B-like. Gene Ontology annotation, molecular function: beta-glucosidase activity. Bases 162 to 2117 code for a protein of 651 amino acids. Lineage: Eukaryota; Viridiplantae; Streptophyta; Magnoliopsida; Celastrales; Celastraceae. The transcript is spliced from 9 exons. Gene Ontology annotation, biological process: glucan catabolic process. The record is from RefSeq and is a predicted model, not a curated record.